Nilaparvata lugens (brown planthopper) is the source of this 3609-nucleotide messenger RNA. It is a transcript of the gene Ir25a, whose product is annotated as ionotropic receptor 25a. Gene Ontology annotation, molecular function: glutamate-gated receptor activity; transmitter-gated monoatomic ion channel activity involved in regulation of postsynaptic membrane potential. The transcript has 19 exons. Gene Ontology annotation, biological process: monoatomic ion transport; synaptic transmission, glutamatergic; modulation of chemical synaptic transmission. Gene Ontology annotation, cellular component: postsynaptic membrane; plasma membrane. The record is from RefSeq and is a predicted model, not a curated record. Lineage: Eukaryota; Metazoa; Arthropoda; Insecta; Hemiptera; Delphacidae.
AAUUAAGCUUGUUGAAACUAUCUCCUUAGUUGCAAACAAUUUCAUCCCUGGAGGCCAGUUGAUAUUCGCCAACGGGAAAAUGAUCAAAUCGCUAGUCAAGAAACUUGAAGUGGAUCUUUAUGCUAAAUGAACAUCAUUUUCAGAAAUAUUAUCGUUUCCUUUUCUAGGAAAAUGUGGUUGCAGUAAAUAUAAUUUUAAAUUUCUUGCAAUGGAAGAAAAGAUGAUUGCUUUAAUAAAAAAGACGAUAAGUAAUCUAUAACAAUAUAAAAGAUAGAAACUACUACUUUACAUCAGAUGAAAUGGCAAGAUUACUUCGCAUUAUUGCAUCAAUCUUACUUUCUCUCACCUUUCAAACGAGCAGUGGACAGGUAGUCCAAACCAUCAAUUUGAUGUUUGUAAAUGAGGCUUCAGCAAAUGUGGUUGCUGAAAAAGCUGUAGAAGUUGCUUUGAACUAUUUCCGAAGAAAUCCAAAACUCGGAAUCCAUGUGAAUAACUUGAUCAAAGUAAAUAUUGUGGAUAGAGAUGCUCACAACAUUCUGGAACAUUUAUGCUCAAAAUACAACAACACAGUUAUAAGCAACAAUCCUCCAGAUCUUGUGCUCGAUACAACAUUAAGUGGCAUUCAGUCGGAAACUGUGAAGACAUUCACGGCGGCUCUUGCCCUACCAACUGUGUCUGCAUCCUACGGACAAGAAGGAGAUAUCAGACAAUGGCGAAAUCUUGACGGUGAACAACAAAAAUUCCUCAUUCAAAUCAGCCCUCCAGGAGAUAUCCUCAGCGAAAUAAUCAGGAGUAUUGUUCUGUUACAGAACUGUUCAAAUGCAGGGAUAUUGUUCGAUAGCUCUUUUGUGAUGAAUCACAAAUACAAAUCAUUGUUGCAAAACGUUCCAACGAGACAUAUUAUCUCGGAAGUUGAGGAUGCAAACAGCAUAAAACGUCAACUGACCAGAUUCCGGGAUCUAGAUAUUGUCAACUAUUUCGUUCUGGGUCGUCUCUCCACCAUAAAAGUUGUUCUAGAUAAUGCAAAUGUGAACAAGUUUUUCGGGAAAAAAUACGCUUGGCAUGUGAUUACACAGGAUAAAGGUCUACUGAAAUGCAGCUGUUCAAAUGCCAGCAUACUUUUUGUGAUGCCCGAGCCAGAGCCGACCAAUAGGGAGCGAUUGUCGAAUUUGCGGACAACUUACAGUCUCACCGUUGAACCUGAAAUUGCUGCCGCCUUCUAUUUCGACCUCACUGUUCGCUCACUGCUAGCUGUCAAGUGAGUGAGUGAAUCAGUGUCGUACGCGCCAUUUGUGAUUGAGAACAACGGCCACAGUUUCAUGGAGUUCAACACGAGAGUGGAAAAAGUGACGAUAGUUAACUCGCAGUCUGUGAGUGCUGAGACGAUUGGGUCUUGGAAGGCCAGCCUUAAUGGAGGUCUCACCAUCAAGGAUUCAAACAGCAUGGCCAACUUUUCAGCAAUAACUAUCUACAGGAUAGUGACUGUGCUUCUUUUUAUCGAUUAUUGUCGUAUUAAUUGCAGCAACAUCCAUUUCAUGAUUAGAACCGAAGAUAAUGGGAUUAUCAGCUACAAAGGCUACUGUAUCGACUUGAUUGAGGAGAUUCGGAAAUUGGUUGGAUUCGAGUAUGAGAUAUACGUUGCUCCAGACAACAGCUUUGGUGAAAUGGAUGAGAAUGGCCAAUGGAAUGGAAUGAUUAAAGAGUUAGUUGAAAAGAGAGCAGACAUAGCCCUGGGUUCUCUAUCAGUGAUGGCCGAGCGUGAGAAUGUGGUUGACUUCACAGUUCCUUACUAUGAUCUGGUAGGAAUUACAAUACUCAUGAAAAAACCGCAGACUCCAACAUCUUUAUUUAAAUUUCUCACAGUCCUCGAAGAAGAUGUCUGGCUUUGCAUACUAGCUGCAUAUUUCUUCACCAGUUUUCUUAUGUGGAUUUUUGAUCGGUGGAGUCCUUACAGUUACCAAAAUAAUAGAGAAAAAUACAAAGAUGACGAGGAAAAACGGGAAUUCAAUUUGAAAGAAUGCUUGUGGUUCUGUAUGACAUCUUUAACACCACAAGGCGGCGGAGAAGCGCCGAAGAACCUGUCAGGGCGACUGGUGGCGGCCACUUGGUGGCUGUUUGGCUUCAUCAUAAUCGCCUCCUACACGGCCAACCUGGCCGCCUUCCUCACAGUGUCUCGCCUCGACACUCCGGUCGAGAGCCUCGACGACCUCUCCAAGCAGUACAAGAUCCAGUACGCGCCGCUCAAUGGAUCUUCGGCCAUGACUUACUUCCAGCGCAUGGCUGAUAUCGAGGCUAAGUUCUAUGAGAUUUGGAAAGACAUGAGCCUGAACGACAGCCUGAGCGAGGUAGAGCGAGCCAAGCUUGCCGUGUGGGAUUACCCGGUGAGUGACAAGUACACGAAAAUGUGGCAGGCGAUGCGGGAGGCAGGUCUGCCGCAGACUCUGGACGAGGCCAUUGACAGAGUGCGAGCUUCCAAAUCAUCCAGCGAGGGAUUCGCCUAUCUUGUAUUGAAUUGUGAUGUGUGUAGGAUUUGGAAAGACAUGAGCCUGAACGACAGCCUGAGCGAGGUAGAGCGAGCCAAGCUUGCCGUGUGGGAUUACCCGGUGAGUGACAAGUACACGAAAAUGUGGCAGGCGAUGCGGGAGGCAGGUCUGCCGCAGACUCUGGACGAGGCCAUUGACAGAGUGCGAGCUUCCAAAUCAUCCAGCGAGGGAUUCGCCUAUCUUGGUGAUGCAACGGAUAUAAGAUAUCAAGUAUUGACCAACUGUGAUCUCCAAGUUGUUGGUGACGAAUUCUCGCGAAAGCCUUACGCUAUAGCUGUCCAGCAAGGCUCUCAUCUCAAGGACCAGUUCAAUAAUGCGAUACUCCAAUUAUUGAAUAAAAGGAGAUUGGAAAAGCUGAAAGAAAAUUGGUGGAAUCAGAAUCCAGAGAGGAAAGUUUGCGAAAAACAAGAUGAUCAGUCAGAUGGAAUCAGCAUACACAAUAUUGGAGGGGUAUUCAUAGUGAUAUUCGUUGGAAUUGGAUUGGCGUGUGUGACGUUGAUCUUCGAGUACUGGUGGUACAAGUACCGCAAGCCUCAACAAGUGACCGAGGCCAAGGGCAAGGUCGAGCACACUCGGCGAGACUUCCUCGACAAAUUGGCAACCAGCAAGACUGAGUUCCCGGCAUUCAGAGCGCGACAUGUCUAUCACGGACAAACCCUAAAAAGAAAUCAAGGAAUCCCACCUGUAGCCGUUCCUGGUAGAUGGUGACCGUGAAGCUAAGAGAAUAUGCUCAAUGGCUGAGGAUGUGACCAAUUUUGCAUUUUUACAAGACGGACAUUAUUAUCUAAAUAUGAAUAUUGUACUAGAAAGAUUGAAAUUUUCGUACAACACUGUAGCCUAGUUUUAUAAAUGUUACUAUAAAGUAUCUCCUAUUCAAUUUUAUAUACUUUAGGAAAUAGAUUAAUAAAAACAAUAUAACAACUAGUAGUACCCUUCAUUAGAAACUUUAAAAUAUUUUAACGGCUAAUUUCGACCAUAGGUCAUUUUCAAGGUAAAAACCAACUUUAAAAUGAAAAAUGUUAGCUUUAAUUCAAAUUUUUUCAAUUUGAAAAUGACCUAUAUGGUU